Messenger RNA from Tetrahymena thermophila SB210, 3015 nucleotides. RefSeq lists its product as hypothetical. NCBI's taxonomy places the organism in Eukaryota, Ciliophora, Oligohymenophorea, Hymenostomatida, Tetrahymenidae. The record is from RefSeq and is a predicted model, not a curated record. The transcript is spliced from 6 exons.
AUGAUAGGAAAAGAUGAUAGCUUAGACUCACUGAAGAAGUAGGUGAAAACACUAGAAAAAUAGUUAGCAGACCAAGAAAGGAAGGCAGCUAUGAAUGAUAAAAAGGCAUAGAAGGAGGUAUCAAAAUAUAAAUUAGAUGCUGAGAAAGAGAAAAUUGAAAAAGAGUCUUUAAUCAAAGAAAGGUCUGAAUUAGAAGAUAAGGUGAGAAAGCUCAAUAUAGAACUAAACAAAAGCAGCAAAGAUAAGAAAUCUGAUGAGAAUCAAACUAUAAUCAAUAAUUUAAAGAAAGAAAUUGAAAAGCUUAAUUUGAUGAAACCUUCUCCUGAAAUGCUUGCCAUGUUAGAAAUGUCUGAGGCACCUACUUACCAAGAAUUAUUUAGAAAUUUUUAGAAUCUCUAAAAUGAUAAUAAAAAAUAAGAAGAGGAAAUUGAGAAGUUAAAGAAAGGAGCAAUAGACUCUAUAGUAGAAAAAACAAAUGAACUUUAGCAGAAAGUUAAACAAAUUGAAGAAUUAUAGGAAUUAAAUCAAAGCCUUGAAAGGAGUUUAAAAGAUAAUGAUUAUGAAAAUUAGCAAAUGAGAGAUCAAUUAAGAUCUGUUUAAUCAGAAAAUAAUAAAGCUGAAUUGCUAGAAGAAGAACUUAAAUAGAUCAAGGUUACUCUUUAAUAGAAGGAUGAAUAGCUUGAGAAUUUAAGAUAGGAAGUUGAGAAGUAGUAGUAAAAAUUCUAAGACUAGUUAACCUAGGAGUAAAGCUUAAAAGAAGAAGCAAUCAUAGAAAAAGAAAGAGAAGUUAUUAAAAGUUAUGAAGAAAAGAUGCACGAAAUCGAUAGCUAAUUUAGAAACAAUGAAAAGGAGUUGCUUUAAGAGCUCCGCCAAUGUGAGGAAAAGCUAAAAAACGCUGAGCUUCAAGCCUAAUCUCUUGAGGAAGAGAAGCAAUCUAUUUCAAAAGGAUAGAAAACAUAAUCUGAUAAAAUUGAAUUGAAAUAUCAAUAGAAAAUUAAAGAGUUGGAAGCUUAAAUGGAUGAAACUUAGUCAUAUCACGAAAAAAUUCUAUCUACAACAAAACAACAAUAUGAAAAUAUGAUUUUACAAUAGGAGCAAUCAAUGUAAAAGCAGAUUGAUGAAUUAAACGAGCAAAUUGAAUAGCUACAAAAACACAACAACAGUCAGGAAGGUAAAUCCUAAGAGGCAAAUGAAGCUAUCAAAGCUAAAGAAGAACAAAUAAAGAAACUAGAAGAUUAAAUUAUAGAAAAGCAGGAAUAAUUAGAAACAAAAAUUCAAGAAUAUGAAGCUUAAAUAUUCGAAUUUAACAAAAAGCAUAAAGAAGAAAACAGCUAACUGCUAGCAGAAAUAGAUCGUCUUAAAAUUUAUGAAGAAAAAUUCCAUCAAAAGAAGUAAGCUGCUGAUAGCUUCAAUCAAGAAUUGAAAAAGAUGAUAAGAGAUAGAAGAAGCAGUUCAUCAUUUUCUAUGAAUUCAGACUCAGAUGAGACUAUGGAUGUAAAGGCUGAGUUUGAGAAAAUAAGAAGUGAAUUUGAAAAAGUAGAGCAACUAAAUGAAAAAUAUGAAUAAGAAAUAGCAGAAAAGAAUGCAGAAAUCAGUGCUUUUAGUGAAAUUAUUACUGAAUAGGAAAAAAAAAUUUAGGAGAAGACCAAUUUGAUUAUUUAAAAUGAAAAAGAAAUUGAUUAGUUUAAGGCAGAGAUAGAAUCCUCAGCAAUUAAAUUAAAAGAAAAAGAAGCUAACAUAGAGAAUUUGAAAAGCCAAAUUAAAAAUGCUACUUCAUCCCUUACAGAGUAAAGUGACAAGCAGAUUCUUGAAUUAACAGAGAAGAGCAAGGCAGAAAUAUCUCAUCUUUAAGAUACUCUGACAGCUAAACUACAAGAAAUAAAAUAAUUGAAUGCAAAAAAUACAGAAUUAUAAUAAUAAAAUUAAAACCUUUAAAGUGCUGUUGAUUAAAAUAAGCAUGAAACUGAGUCAUAAUUAAAGAAGGAAUAAAAUUUAUAGUAAUAAAUUAGUCACUUAAAGCAAUUAAUUGAGUAAUCAGAGGCACAACUUAAUGAAAAAAAUGAAUAACUUACUUCAGAAAAAAAUUAAAAUAAAAGCCUUAAAGAACAAGUCAUCAAUGAAAAAUCUUCACAAAACUAAUUAUCAGAUGAAAUAGCUUCUCUAACAGCUUAAAACUGUGACAUGGAAUAAAAGAUUAAGGAAAUGACUGUCAAGGAAUAACAAUUAUUUGAAGAAAGCAAAGAGUUAAGAACCAAGCUCUCUAAUUUAGAAACUAAGAUUUAACAAUCUGAAGAGACUUUGACCAAAAAAAAUGAAGCUUUAGAAAAAAUAAAGCAAGAAAAAAAAUAAAUUUUAAGCGAGACUGAAGGUUUGAAGAGUGAAAUCAGCUAACUUAAGCAAAAUCUUGAAAAAUAAAAGAAUGAGAUUUAAGAAAAAUAAGAACAAGUUAACCGCUUAACAUAAUAAAUUGAGUCUUAAAAGAGUUAAGAAAACGAAAUGAAAUAGAAUCUGAAUAAGUAAAUCUAGGCUCUAUAGUUGAGUUUAUCUAAAGAAGAGGCUAUAAUUAAACAAAAUGAUAGUGAUAUAGCCAAUUUAAAAGAAAAGAUAGCUUAAAAGGAAGAAGAAAAAAAAUAAAUUCAAAAGAAAUUAGCCCAAAAUGAAGGAGUAGAUGUGAAAUAAAUAGAAUUAUUCUAAUCUCAAUUAGAAGAAAAAGAAAACCAAAUUAAUCAACUUAAAGAUCAAAUAUAAGACAUGAAUUUAGAACAAGAGUAAGUAGUUUAUGAGCUAAACAAACAAAUAAAUGCCUUAAAUGUUGAAAUUAAAUAACUAAAUCUAAAGAUUAAUUCAAGCGAAGAGUUGUUCUAACAAGAAAAGAACUAACUUCAAUCUGAAUUAGAAUAUGCAGAAAGUGCUGCAAUUGAAGCUAAAAUGAAUUAUGCAGAAGUUGCUUGUGAAAGAGACUACUAUGAGUGUUGCUACAAAAAUCUAUGCAAAGAGUAUGGAAUCAGUAUUUGA